Molecule: messenger RNA, 1106 nt
Organism: Monomorium pharaonis (pharaoh ant)
Lineage: Eukaryota; Metazoa; Arthropoda; Insecta; Hymenoptera; Formicidae
Product: exosome complex component RRP43
Exons: 7
Coding region: 221-1069 (282 amino acids)
Biological process (GO): TRAMP-dependent tRNA surveillance pathway; U5 snRNA 3'-end processing; nuclear polyadenylation-dependent rRNA catabolic process
Cellular component (GO): nuclear exosome (RNase complex); cytoplasmic exosome (RNase complex)
Source: RefSeq, a predicted model, not a curated record
AGAGCACAGAGCCUGACAGAGCCGGAGCGUGUUCAGCUGAACUGAAUGUGUUUUUAACCGCAAAAGAAAUAUUUUAAGCGUGUAUCAUUUUCUCGAGUGACCCAUUGACUGCGAAUGCAUUUUUUUAUUUUUCGUGGCUCUUUUUUUUCAUUGAAAUCCAGUACGCGGUCCGUGAUUGUCAUAAAGUUGAUUAAAAACACUGAAGAAUCUUGAUACACAGAUGGAUUUACAAUACAAAACAAUUCAUCCUAUGAAAUAUUUACAAGAUCAUCUCGAACAAGGUGUUCGGGCGGAUGGUAGAAAAUUUCUCUCGUUUCGGCCAGUAAGCAUAAAUGUCUCGUCUAUUAUUCAGGCAGACAGUUCAGCGUUAUUCAAAUUAGGUGACACAUCUGUGGUUUGCGGUAUUAAGGCUGAAUUAGCGACACCGAAAGCAGAUACUCCAGAUCAUGGCUACAUUGUACCAAACGUAGAAUUGUCUCCUCUGUGUUCCUCAAAGUUUCGUCCAGGCCCACCAAGUGAACAGGCUCAGGUGCUCUCCAAGUUGAUAAAUAUCAUUUUAAGUAAUUCGGCGGCACUCGAUUUGAAAGAUCUUUGCAUCUGUAGAAGUAAAUUAGUAUGGGUCUUGUAUUGUGAUAUCUUGUGCCUAAAUUACAAUGGCUCGGUUAUAGAUGCUUGCACUGGAGCGAUGAUCGCUGCUCUUAAAACGUUGACCCUACCUGAGGUAAAUUACAACAAGGAAACAGGAGUAACUGUCGUACAUCCGAAAAACAGGAAAGCGUUUACUGUGAGAACGUUGCCAGUUUCUACGUCAUUUGCAGUAUUUGAAAAACAAUUGUUAAUAGCUGAUCCUAUGGAUGACGAGGAGGAUUUAUCAUCAGGAAGAUUUUCUAUUGUGAUGGACGAUGAAGAAAAGAUUUGCUAUGUACAUAAACCUGGUGGAAUUCCAAUCUCUCAGAAUUUACUUUCCAAAGGAUUGGAAAUGGCAAAAACGAGAGCGAAAUCAAUCAGAUCGGUGAUCAAUGCUUCUAUAUCGACACUAAAUGUAAAAAGUAUGGAAAUAAAUACUUGAAUUAUUUUUUUUAAGAAAUAAAAUUAUUUGUAAUACA